CCGACAACAUGGCGAUCGUUGAGUUGGCAGGAUUACGGCGGGUUGAGGGCCAGUGACGGCUCGGUUUCACCGCCCGACUCUACAGUGUCGGCGUCCUCUGGCCGCAUUCCUCUCUUCUUCCUCUGCCAGGGUAGUCAUAUCAGUAGCGCAGGCCGUGGCCAGCCCCUGCUGCUCCUGGUCGAGCCGAGUGGCCCUGUCGGACGGGUGGCCCCUGUAAGCCCGGGACAUCUCUAAGUACUCACCCCAUCUCAACAUGUCUUGGUUCGGGGGCAUCAGCUCGGGCCUGGGUCAGGUCGGGGGCAGCCUUUCCUCCCUGACAGAUCAGCUCUCCAGCUUCACCAAGGAUAUGUUGGCAGAAGGCGUCGAGGAAGUGCAAGAUGCUACUAGUGAACUACAUGUAUCCAAUUCUAAACUGAGGGACAUUGAAACAGCCUACACUGCACAGAAAUCAGAGUAUGAACGUUUGAAAAAACUUUACACGGAUGUAGAAGAGAAAGCGGCAGCAGCAGAGCUCCAAAUAAAGCACCUAUCAUCAGAUUAUAGAACCCAGCUACAGCAGAAAGAAGUGACGAUAAGCCUUUUGAAGGCCAAGCAGAUUGCAUUGCAAGACCAAGUGCAGAAGCUUCAGUCUGUUGCUCAGCCAGCGCACACAGAAACCAGUGAAAGCACGUCGACAGCCUCUACUGCCUUUCUGCCUGACGAUGUUCCGCUCCGUGCUACGUUCCAUGGGGACACCAUGGAUUUUGGAGAUGUCAUCUGGUCCCAGCAGGAGAUCAACAGACUUUCCAAACAGGUGUCAAAGUUAGAAACUGAUGUUGCCCAUUGGAAAGCUUUGGCACAGGUAACUAAGAGUCAAGGGUCAGUCAGCUCUGAUGAGGAUGAUAUCUACAAGCUGCAAAAGACAAUAGAAGAGGUGAAGCAGCAGCUUAGCCGGGAGAUUGAUGAGCAUCAGCAUGAAUUGUCUACGCUGCAAGAUGUACAUCGGCAGAAAAUAAAUAGUCUCACAAAGCGACACAGGGAUGAGCUUGCAGAGUACGAGGAGCGGAUAGAAGAACUGGAGCAGCAAUUGCAAGAUGCAGAGACAGAACAGAAGGGAAUGAAUAACUCUCAAGAUGGUAAGUAUAAUGGACAAGAAGAUAUUCAUGAGCUAAAAGCAAGUCUGGAAUUGUUAAACCAUGAAAAAGAAGAACUACAAAAGGAAAAGGAGGCAAUGCAACAGGAACUCUCAAACCUGCAGAAUAUUCAGAAGAGUGAAUCGGACCUUAAUAGUCUGGCCUUGGAAGUGAGUGAACUGAAGCAGAAUUUGUUGACCAAAGAGAAUGAGCUGUCGGACAUCUCCAUGCAGAGGGACAGAUUAAUGUCUGAAUUGGAAGAACUGGACAAACAGAAUCAAGAAGCUACUGAACAUUUGAUUAGAUCCAAAGAUCAGCUGGCACAGCAGCGAAAAGAUUCGGAGGGAAAGACCACGCAGCUGCAGUCAGAGCUGGAGGUCAUCAUGGCUGAAAAGGCAUCAAUGGUGCAAGAGCUGGAAGUGCAGAAGGGCAAGCUGAGCCAGAGUGCUUUUGCACUUAAUGAAUUGCACAUGAGCAAAGAACAACUGAACACGAAAGUCAGUGACCUAACAGAGAAGUUAAAGAAAUCGCAGGUGGAUAACUUGGAGUUGAAGGCAGAAGCUGCAGAUCUGACAAAGAAGCUAAAGAGUGCCGAAUCACAGCUAGAGGUUGCCAAGAUGGAGUUUGCCCAAGUAGUUCAGCAAACUCAGAGCAGUGCAUGUCAAGAAGGAUUACUCGAAGAUAAAGAUCGAGAAAUUUCAGAGCUGAGGAAGCAAAUUAUGGAAACCAGAGCUAUAAAUGAUGAUUUGCAAACAGAGCUUUAUGAUCUCAAAAUCCAAAAUAAAAAACUUGUUGCAGAUAAAGAUGAAGCCAACUUGGCUUUGAAUAAAGUUAGAGGACAACUUGAGGAAACUGUUUCCAGUAACAGUGAGGCUUCCAAGGAGAACAGCACCUUGCUGGAGGCAAUGAAAAUGGAAAAAGCUCAGCUGCAGUCUGAAUUGAGCCAGGCUGAGAAACGACUGAACGAAGAAGCAAAAAAAUACGAGCAAACCAUCAAGGAGUUAACAGAGGCUCAAAGUUUAGAUGCUACAACUUUGCAGAAAGAACAUAAUCGUUUGAUCAAGACGAUCCAAGAGAAGGAUUUUGAGGUUGAAGAGCUCAAACGCAAUAUAGAGCAGUUGGAAGUGGACCAUGAAGAGACCAAAGAAAUGCUGAAAUCUAGUUUGGAGGGACAGCAGCAGUUGACAGAUCUUUUGGAGGAAAAACAGUCAUUUGUUGAAAUGCUAAAAGUGCGAAGUUUAGAACUGCAGCAAGAAAUUGAAAAGAAUGUAAAGAUUUUAGGGGAAUGUGAGUCUUUGAAGCAAAACCUCGAAGAGAAAGAUCGGCAAUUAAGUGUGAUGAAGGAAGAGAACAACCACCUCAAGGAAGAGAUAGAUAGACUGGGGGACCAACAAAGCAGACCUCAACCUAUUGCUGAACCGAAGACCCUUGAUAUAAUAAUAGAGCUGGAGACGGAAAUAACUGAACUGAACAACAAAAGGAACAGUCUUGAAGAGGAAGUAAGGCUUCACAAGAAGACUAUUGAGGAACAAAAGCAGGAUAUCCUUCAGCUCCAGCGCUCCGUACAGGAUCGAGUGGACGAAGCUAAAACCCAGUGUCAGGAAAUCAGUUCAACGUAUGAAAAGUUAAUUUGUGAGAAAGAUGAUGAAAUCCAUAGCCUUCAGGAAUCCAUCAAUCAGAUGAAAAUGCAAAGAGAAUUUCAGGAUGACCCCACAGAUGCUCCAGUUAUUCUCCAAGAGAUUAAAGUACAAACAGUAAAUGGAGAAAAUGGAAAUGAAAAACAUGAUUUGUCUAAAGUGGAGAUUGAUAGAUUAGUUAAUGGUAUAAAAGAAAAAGAAAUGGAGAUAAAGGUACUGAAUGAGAAGAAUGUGUCUCUGAUUAAGCAGUUAGAUCAGUUUACUAUUUUUAAGGAUGAAGCCGUUAAGCUAACCCAAAUCAUUCAACAGAAGAACAUGGAAAUCCAGACUCUUAAUGCUAGGAUAACCUCUGGCACCUAUGGGCAGGCUGGUGCAGAUGUGGCCUACUUGCAGCAGCAAUUGCAGGCCUAUGCUAUGGAGAGAGAGCAAGUAUUGGCAGUGUUAAAUGAAAAGACAAGGGAGAACAGUCAGCUAAAGACAGAAUACCAUCGAAUGAUGGACAUUAUUGCUGCAAAGGAAGCUGCUCUUUUGAAACUCCAAGAGGAGAAUCUGAAAAUGGUCAAUAAAACUGAAAAUGAGGGUCAGGAUAUGAUACGGGAAACAAUCCAGAAUUUGUCUCGGAUUAUCCGCGAGAAGGACAUUGAAAUUGAUGCUCUUAGUCAAAAGUGCCAAACUCUAGUCACCGUUCUGCAGACCUCUGGAAUGGAGGCGAAUGGCGAGUCAGGCCUCGUGAGUAGUAAUCAGUUUGAAGAGCUCUUGCAGGAGCGUGACAAGCUAAAGCAGCAAGUGAAGAAGAUGGAAGAGUGGAAGCAGCAGGUGAUCACCACUGUUCAAAACAUGCAGCAUGAGUCAGCUCAGCUCCAGGAUGAGCUCCUUAAGCUUCAGGGACGAUUGUCUACAGAUGGUGAGUGCAACUCUCGGCUCCAGAUAGAUUACAACAGCUUAAUUUAUAGUUAUGAGCAAAAGGAAAAGAAGUUGCAGAGCCUAAGCCAGGAGCUUGCUGAGGUCCAGCAAAGCAUCGGGCAACUCAGCAGCACCAAGAAUCUGAUUUUGGGCAAGUUGGACAGUGUACCAACAGAACCACAAAUGUUGGGAACAAGCACAGGAAUAUUGCACGUGAAGAAUACUUCCCAUGAAUGUUCAUCAGCAGAACAUUUGAACCGAAUAGAAGGACUACAGCAAGAGGUGGAACGUUUGAAUAAAAUAUUGGAGGGGAAGGAUGCCACAAUAUUGGCACUUCAGAAUAAUACUGAAUUAUCUGCCUCUCAGCCAAUGAAUGCUAACAUUGGAAAAAGCAUACACGAGGAUGUAGCCCUGGAGAUAAAGCAAAUGAAAGAAAAGAAUGAAGAAUUACAAAGGUCAUUCAAGGAAAAAGACCUUCUCAUCAAAUCAAAGAGUGACCAGUUGUCAUCAGUGACAGGAUGCUUGAGGAACAAGGAUAAUGAAAAUGAAGUUUUAAAGCAGGCAGUCACUAAUCUGAAAGAAAGGAUUUCGCUUUUGCAACUGGACAUCCAGAAGGCUCAAGAGGAGAAUGACCAGAUUAUGAGCAAGUCGAGGGAAAAGGAAACCGAAUUUCGAGCCCUUCAGGAGACUAAUAUGCAAUUCUCCAUGAUGUUGAGAGAAAAAGAGUUUGAAUCAAAUUCUAUGAGAGAAAAAGCUUCUGCAUUAGAAAAAUUGUUAAAGGAGAAAGAGGAGGGGAAGACUGGCGAGUUAAAUCAGCUGCUUAAUGAAGUGAAAUCUAUGCAGGAGCAAGCAGGCAUGUUUCAGCAUGAGAGGGACCAAGUUAUGCUGGCCCUUAAGCAGAAGCAAAUGGAAGCCACUGCAUUAGUGAAUGAGUUGCAGCAUAUGCGUGAUAAGGAGCAGCGUCUGAACCAGGAGUUGCAGCGACUGCGAAACCACUUAAUUGAGAUAGAAGAAUCAUACACCAAAGAGGCCUUGACAGCUGAGGACCGAGAGACUGAGCUGAGGAGGAAGAUUACCUUUUUGGAGGAGAAGUUGGCAUCCUCAUCUUGCGCUGUGGAAAGUGCAAGCCACCAAGCCAGUCUUCAAGUGGAGUCUUUGCAAGAACAACUUCAGGCCAUCACGAAGCAGCGAGACGAUACGAUGGUGCAGCUGCGUGCCGCUCAAGAACAAGUGAAGCAGUAUGCAAUGUCACUGACUAACCUGCAGAUGGUGAUAGAGCAAUUUCAACAGGAGGAGAAAGCGAUGUAUGCAACUGAGCUGGAGAGAUAUCAGAAGGAAAUUGCAGAGUGGAAAAAGAAAGCAUUAAGUCUUGAGAAAAGAGUCACAGAAUUAGAGGAGCACUUAAAGGAAGCAAAUGAGGCUUUGGAUUCUGCGUCAAGACUAACUGAGCAGUUGGAUCUCAAAGAGGAGCAGAUUGAAGAUCUUAAAAAACAAGUUGAGUCUCAAAAUGAUAUGUUGGACGAUGCGCAGAGAAAAUUAUUAAACCUGGUCAACAACAAUGAAGGAAAAAUUGACAAGGUUUUGAUGAGAAAUUUGUUUGUGAGUUACUUCCAUACUCCAAAAAACAAGCGCAAUGAGGCAAUGCGGAUGAUGGGAAGUGUGCUAGGGCUGAAGAAAGAAGAGAUUAGUCAGCUCUUGGAUAGUGAAUUUCGUGGUGUUACAGGAUGGGUCACUAGUUGGCUUGGUGGCAGAUCUAGUGGAACCCAAAGUGUACCAACUACCCCGCAAAGGCCAAACCAGCAGACAGUCUUCAACAGUUCUUUCUCAGAAAUGUUUGUUAAGUUCCUGGAAGUAGAAUCUCGUCCUUCUCCUCCUCCACCAAAGCUUCCAAUUUACGAUAUACAUCCGCUUGGGCCCACACCUGCAGCCAACCAGCAAGCCAGCAGCCUUCCUGGUCACACCGCCGGCACGACUGGAGCAGAUCCAGUGAAAAAAUCAGAGUCCAGUUCCUUCUUGGCUCCACGAUCUGCUGCUGUGCCUCUCAUUACCUCAGCUGUUGCCAGUUCUACUGGGUCCUCGCAUCUCCUCAUGAAACCAAUCUCCAGUGCCCUUCCCACUUUCACGCCUCUACCAGUGUCACCAGAUUCCAGUGCUGGCACUGUCCUCAAAGAUCUCCUCAAGCAAUAAAAAAAAACUGGAGCAAUCCACUACAGCACUUUAAAGUGAAAAAUUACACUAUAGACUAUAGCACAAGAGGGAUUUUGUGCAGUGUACACAGAUCUCCCUGAAAAAUAUUUGCAUAUUGUAAGCAUGCAUCUUUCAAUUUGACAUGCUAAGUCCAUGAAAGUUGCAAUCCUCUUGGGGAAUGAUUGGCUUCAUGUGUAGGAAUAAUUUCACCUCUUUCCAAAAAGCUAAUUAUAAAUACUUGGUACAAAGUACACAAGGUGAGUUUUUUUUGCUAAAUACAGAUACUGUAUAUUUGGCACUUAAUCAAGAGGCACAUCUAAAAAAAGAAAUUCACAGAGGCACAGAAUUAUCAGUCCUAAUGGGACCUGCAUAGUUGCAAGCUAUAAUGGAUUUUCAUAACACCCUUCCACAGAAGUAUUAAAGUAAAGCCUCUGAAGUACAAAAUUCCAAAGAAAUAAAAUAGCAGUGUUGUGUACAUGAAGUUUAUUAAAUGCAGACUCUUUCAAGUUACUGUAUUUUCAGUUGUACCUUCCAUGGUAUAAAAAUAAUUAUUUUUCGACUGCCUUUAACUGCAUAUCUGAAGUAGCUUUAGGGGUGGGCAAGACUUGCUGUGGUUUAUGCUGAGUUUUGAGAAGAAAUUGAAAACUGUUUCCCUGCCUCUUCUCUCCUCUUUCCCAUCCAUUCCAUGUUCUUGCUUUAGAGGGAUCAAGUUUUUUUUUGUGCUGAAAUACCUUAAUUUAAGAAAAUAGUGUCUGCUAUAGUGUCUUAAUCAGAAUAUAAAAUGAGAACACUGGUUACAGUAUGUUUGCAAAACUAACUCUAUUAGAGUAAAUCCAAAUUAAAUUCAUUGACUGUCUUCUAUGAUUGUAUGCAGGCCUUGUUACCGAUCUUCAUUCUUUAUUUUAUUGUAGAACCCAUCAGAAACUUGAUUGCAACCUUGAAAUUAAUUUAUUCUUAAUGAUGGAAUCUUCUUCCCUAUUCACUGUUCAGUAUAGUGAAUUUUGCUUUGAGCUUAAAGCAAACGCCACAAAGGAGCAGUAGACUGUCAUUUGCAUUUCCAAGGAUAUAGGGAAUUUCACUGAAACCUAAAACUGAAAUUCUUGCAGACACUUCUGCAUAGUGACACUAGUUAUUUCAGUCAUGCCUGCAGAGUACUGUAUAACCCCGGUGUGUCUGAUGCUGGCUAGUGCCAAGGAAUCUGUUAUUAGUAUGUAAAGGCAGUGAUCUAAAAGUUUUUGUAUUAUAUUUCAGUUGUAAUAAUUUGUACAAUUCUGGAAUUUGGGCUUUUGAAUUGCUGCAGGAUUUUCUGUUAAAUUAUUCUACUUACAGCUCACUGUAUCAGUGAGAGUGAAACAACAGUUAACAGCCUGCAAUGCAUUUCUUUGUAUAAAUUGUUUGUCUUUACCAUCCAAAAACUCUUUUUUCAUCUGGCAUAUGCCUGCAGAUUUAUAAGGUACAGCCUUCUAAGUUCUAAAUUAUCCAUAAACUAAUAGCUGUGUUGGUUAUUGUAUAAUAUUGUGAUUAGCUGAAAGAAUGCCAUUCUUGAAUAUAUUAAAAUCCUUUAUAGUAAGCUGUCUUAUUUCCCAGGAAAUUGUUCAGGUUAAUUAUUACUAUGAUUUGAAGAGUUGUAUACAUCUCAAAAUGCAAACUUAUUAAAGGUUACGAUUAGUCUUCUGCAUUGGAACCAAAUGUGCCGACGUCAUGAGAGCCAGCCAAGAAUACUCACAUACUGAUUUAAUAGAUCAAUUUCUUUAUUUAGUGUUUUUUUUAGAGAUGUGGCAUGGUAAUAGGCCCUUCCAGCCUAAUGAGCCUGUGUUGUCCAAUUAUACUCAUGUGACCAAUUAACCUAGCAAGCAUACUUCUUUUGGAAUGUGAAAGGAAAGAGGAUCACAUGGAGAAAACCCCAUGCAGUCACAGGGAGCGUGUACAAACUCCUGACGGAGUGCUGGGAAUUGAACCCCUGUCACUGGCACUGUAAAGCGUGCUAACUGCUAUGCCACCGAAUUGUUUAAUGUUAGGAGUUGGUUGAAGUUGAAGAUCUCCAUCACUCAUCUGUGACAUUGUAGUGCAAGGUCUGCUUUGUCUUCAAAAUAAGAUUUUAGUUUUUCUUGAACAGGGUGAUUUUUUUUUGGGCGCAUUGGUGCUAAGAGUGUAGCUCACUGCUAACCCAUUCAAUUGACUGUUGCUCAUCAUAAUUAAACAUGGUGACUAUAGGAGAUUCUUCACGCUAGCAGCAGUGUGGCUCUUCAGAAGCUGUUCAAAUGUUCUAGCUGUGGUGAGAAUCCUGGCUGGGUUUGCUCAACAGCAUUUUCGUCAAAAUUUGUGCAACAACCAGCACUUGACCCCAAUAAAAUUUAAACACUGUUAAUUACUUAAGUUUAUUUGUCAAUCUUUGAAAGUAACGCAAAAUGUUGACAAUUGUUCUUGAAAAUCUAGUUAGAGUUGUCAAAUUACCAACAAAGACAAAGAGAGGAUGUGACUUUUUAUAGAACUCCUGACUGAGUAAUAAUCUUAAUCAGCUUUCUUUAAAUGUAAGAUUUGGUUUGGAAUUCCGCUCCAGAUGUUGACCAGUAUAAAUCAUGCAGGUACUUAAGCGUAUUACUGAAGAUUCAUUGUACUGCUGGAGUAGGUGUCUUUCUGAUGAGACCUGACAUACUUUUGCUCUGUGGUGAGCAUGAAACAUCCCAUGGUAUCAUUUGAAAUUGAGCAGAUGUGUUUUUGUACUGUCCUGGCCAAAAUCGAUUACUACCUUGCUGUCUUUACCAACAUUCUUCUGUCAUUUAAAGCGUUCUUUUUUUCUUCCCAGUGGAGGAAGUUAAAUGUAUCAUGCUCAUAACUGAGCCUAUGGAACACCAGUGCCUUCGGCAGAAAAUCCUUCAAAAGGUGGUGGACUCGGGUCAGUACAUCACAGCUAAACCCCUCCCAGCCAUUGAGCACAUCUACAUGAAACAUUGCUGUAGAAAAGCAGCAGCCAUCAUCAAAGAUCCUCACCACCCAGUCCAUGCUCUUUUCUCACUGCUGCCAUCAGGUAGAAAGUACAAAUGCCUCAGGGCUCGCACUGCCAGGUUCAAGAACAGUUACCACCCCUCAACAAUCAGGCUCUUGAACAAAAGGGGAUGACUACACUCAUUCUAUUUCUAGUGUUCCCAUAACUGAUGGUUUCACUUUAAGAACUCUUUAUCUUGUUAUUUCAUGCCCUGAUUAUUUACUGCUAUUUAUUUAUAUUUGCAUUUGCAUAGUUUGUUAUUCCUUGAUCCUGUUUGCAGUUACUGUUCUAUAGAUUUGCUAAGUAUGCCCAUAGAAAAAUAAUCUUAGGGAUGUGGUGACAUGUAUGUACACUGAUAAUAAAUUUUACUUUGAAAUUUGAUUAUCGACCCUCUGCCCUGCAAAGAUGACACUCAACCAUUCCACCUUUCUACAGAAUUCUUUUCCACUUGAAGUUAUUCUAGCUACAUGUUAUAAGAUUGCAGAGAAAAUCUGGAAGCAUCAUAAUCUUAAUUUAAGUUGGGUUCAGAUUAAAAUUUCCAGCAAUAAAGCUAAAUUUAAUAAGAACAAUUAUAUAAAGGUUUCCCCAUUUCCACCAACUAUUCUCUCUAUAGUUUGGUGCUGUUGAUUUUCUUCCAUUUUCUGCAUCUCAACUUAAUGGUUAACAGGUUACGUGCACAGAUACAUGGAGUGUAUAUUCUCGUUUAACUUUUCCAGCCAAGCAGAUAUAUUAAGGACAGCUUGCCAAAAAAUGUUAGCAGCAUUAUGAAUAUAAUCUUUUCACCAGUUGGAGUUGCAUUUGAAAGUGGUGCUAACUCUAAAAAGAUGGCACUCUUGGCUGAGUGAGCUCAGUUUUAGAUGCAUGAACAUGUUUAUAGCUUAAUAUUAAAUGUUAGGGGCUAGCGUAACCAUGGGGAUAUAGGAGAGCAUAGAAUUGCGUUUAACUAAAUGGCAAAACAGACUGGGGUGCAUAUGACCUAUUUCUAUUGCUGCAUAAAACGUUUUUUUUCCCAAAUUUCAGGAUGCUUUUCUGUGCUGAGGUUAAGCCGCAUUAUUGGGCUGCAGUUAGCUCUGUUACAAAUAUAGAUCUCAACUCCCUGAAUAGUAUAGUGGAGUGGGUGGAGUGGGACUAACCAUUGUUCAAAUCAUGCUAGAGCACAUGCUGAAUGGUUUACUUACACAGAAAAUCUAAACAAACUUAUCUGAAAUGCUGUUCAGUCAAAGCUUAGAAAUCAUAUUUCAAAAUUUCUUAAAUGUGCUUGUUCCUUGUAAGUUUUACAAAAGAAAAUAGGCAACCGUUAGUCUCGUGAGACCAUCGAUUUGCACCUUGGAAGGUUUCCAGGGCGCAGGCCUGGGCAAGGUUGUAUGGAAGACCAGCAGUUGCCCAUGCUGCAAGUUACAAAAGAAAGAUGAUGGAUUAUUUGCACAGUUCAUGCAGUGCUAAUUUUUAAUGAAAUACAAUGGAUUCAGUUUUCCCAUAAAAUGGACCUGUGCCAUUUAGUGGAUGUUGAACCUGGCAAAGCAUCUCAUUUUUUGAUCAGUACUGGGCAAAAGCAAAUGGCCUUGAAGAAAGUAAGUAAGAGUGUGUGUGUAUGUAUGUAUGUAUGUGUUGCGCUCUCUCGCUCUCUCUCUGUGUCCCUGCCUGUCGCAGUCAUCAGUGGGGACAGGAUUGGCAUAGCUGUUCUGGCAUUUGGAUGAGACAUUGAAAAGAGUACCACAGUGUGUGUAUAGCUGGUAUAGAGGUUCUUUUUCAGAAGUUAAAAGGAAUGAAAAUAAAUGAGUAAUUUAUCAUGCAAAACACUUGCUACUUAUGCACUUCAUAAAUCUUUGACGCCUGAAACACUAUAAUAUAUUGAUUAGGUUAGAAACAUAUGGAGGUCAUUGUAACUACUCACCUGACAAAGAGACUAAUUUUAAAAAGUUCAAAGUAAACUUUAUUAUCAGGGUACAUAUAUGUUACCCUGAGAUUCUUUUUUUUCCUGUGGGCAUACUCAGCAACUCCAUAGAAUAGUAACUAUAACAGGAUCAGUGAAAAUGAAGUAGAGUGUAGAAGACAGCAACCACAAAAUGCAAAUAUAAAUAAAUUGCAAUAAAUAAUAAGAACAUGAAAUAACAAGAUAAAGAGUUCUUAAAGUGAGCCCAUUAGUUGUGGAAAUAUCUCAAUAGUUGAGUGUAGUUAUCCCUUUUGUAUAAGCGCCUGAUGGCUGAGGGGUAGUAACUGUUCUUGAUCUUGGUGGUGUGAGUCCUGAGGCUUUUGUACCUCUGACCUGAUGGCAGCAGGGAGAAGAGAUCAUGACCUGGGUGGUGGCAAUCUCUGAUGAUGGAUGCUGCUUUCCUAUGACAGCAUUUGCAGCGUGCAGAAAGUCGCCAAUGAUCUCUGGCAUCAUCUUGAAUUUUAGAGGUCAAAAUUUUACUUGCUCCUGUAUUUUGAUCUGGAACCUUUUCAGCAGCUGAGUAAUCCAGACCAAAACAUGUAACCAAUCCUGUUGUGCUUGACUGAAUCUACGUGGCUGAGCAACCUGUUUUGGUACUGACCAAAUGCUAGUUAUCUUGUUUGGCCCUUAAUUUAUUUGCUUUACUUUUUUAAAAAUCAUUUUUUCUAGCAGAAUUGCAAAGUAAUUUAGCUGUUUUCUGCAGAAAGAGAUUUGAGGGACUGCAAAUAUGUUGAAUCAUGUUCAAGUAUUUAUCAUUCAACAUAUUCAAUAUUGCAGGAAUUCAACUUUGCCUUUAUAAGAGAGGUUCAUUGUCUGACCUUCUUUUGGCGCAAUCACUUUAUAUUUUAUGAUAACACAUAUAUCAUCUUGUUGCAGUUGUUUUUAAUCACAUUGAACAAAAUAAUCUCUUGAUUCUAUUAGCCUUUUUUCACGGGAAAUCUUUUGCUUCAAUUCAACUAAACUAAAUUAAACUAAAUUCAUAUGACAGUAGGAUUAUCAAGGAAGUGAAGCCCAGGGAUAAUCCAACAAGCCUCCAUAAUGUUAUAUGGCAGUGUUAGAAGUAAGUAUUUCAGACUUUACCAAAUGAUCUAGGUUCAGAAGGACAAAAGUACCCUCCAGUUUCAAUGCAUGUCUUGGAGCUUGAAAGUGAUAGAAGGCAGCUAAUAAUUUUUUUCUACCUUUACCUUUAUCUUCUUAACUUCAUUCCCACCCCCCCCCCACCCACCUGA
Messenger RNA from Mobula hypostoma (lesser devil ray), 11987 nucleotides. RefSeq names its product thyroid hormone receptor interactor 11 (gene trip11). Gene Ontology annotation, biological process: endoplasmic reticulum to Golgi vesicle-mediated transport; Golgi organization. Gene Ontology annotation, cellular component: Golgi apparatus. Lineage: Eukaryota; Metazoa; Chordata; Chondrichthyes; Myliobatiformes; Myliobatidae. Gene Ontology annotation, molecular function: small GTPase binding. The transcript is spliced from 20 exons. The record is from RefSeq and is a predicted model, not a curated record. Bases 254 to 5839 code for a protein of 1861 amino acids.